CAUUUUCCUGCAUAGCCGCCCGGCAUGUUCUUGUCGAUUCUCCAAGUCCGCCGGAUAGAUCGAGUUUCUAAUAGAAAAAGUCACCAUGAGGAUCGUGGACCCGCAGGCCGCAACCCUCACCAAUAUCGAGGUGCUUGCAUUUCUGACAGAAAAUCCCCCAAGACGCCCUCCUAACCCACCACCGAAUUCGAGGAAUUGGGUUCCAAGUCCCGAUUUGAGAGAUCACAAUACUGUUGUUAAGGAGAUCCAUAACUACGUCCAGCGUCUCUCCCCUCACCUUCUCAAAUACCCACGCUACGUCCACGAGGGACUACCCCAACAAGCUGAAACCACCGACCAAGGCGCCCAGAUCCCUCCUCCACCGCCUCCUACAGAACCAACCCCUCUCGACCAUGCGCUUCGCGAGCUCAUCACACGCCUCCAGCCCUACGGUCUCACGAAGGGAGAAGUCCUCACGAUCGUGAAUCUUGGCGUCGGACUAGACGGCGCUGCUGCUUCCGGCGACCAAGAAGCACAGGCUGAAGAUGGCGCAGACGUGGCGAUGGCAGAUGGUGAUGCUGCUGGGGAAGAAGCCGGCGAAGAGGGUCUCGCAGACGAAGAUUACGGCGCGCUGGCGCUGCUAGAUACUGUGAUCGAGGAGCGCGAGGAGAGGUUAUCCAACGAGGAUGUAGCGCAGAUCCUGAAGAUUAUCAGAGAAACGUUAGGAUCGGGACGGAAGUGAACUGGUGGAGUUGAUGACGUCCAGGGAUAGAAUCAGGUCCUCGCUUCUUUUUUGUUUUCUCCUGGCCUAUUGUCACCUUUUACAUGAUCUCCUUGUUAUUUUUUGACAUUUUUCCCCCUGGUUCUUUCUUGUAUACCAGACUUCCUCUGUUUCUUUCGUUGUUCUUUCUUUUUCAUCUUUUUUCUUUUCUCUUGUCGGACUAUUCUCGAUUACAGAGAUGGUCCCGACUCCUUGUUAUUGAUGUCAAUAACUCCUUGGAUGAGGUUGAGGGGCGCUUGCCAUAUGGUCUUUUGGCAACGCAUAGCAUAGCAUGGGAUAAGGCGUUUUUGACUUUGUGGAUAAAAUGGACCAGUGUUGUGAAGACGAUCAGAAGGUUGACGGUGGCACGUGCCGCCUUUCUCAUUUCUGAAUAGCUUAAUUGGAUAGAUGCGGUAUAUUCUGCAUAAGUUACGAGAGAGUACUUGUACUACCCGAAGAAGUUGAUUAGAUAAAGAUAAGUU
This is a messenger RNA of Paecilomyces variotii, 1221 nucleotides long. RefSeq lists its product as hypothetical. Lineage: Eukaryota; Fungi; Ascomycota; Eurotiomycetes; Eurotiales; Thermoascaceae. The transcript has 3 exons. Bases 86 to 721 code for a protein of 211 amino acids. The record is from RefSeq and is a predicted model, not a curated record. Gene Ontology annotation, biological process: transcription initiation at RNA polymerase III promoter. Gene Ontology annotation, cellular component: RNA polymerase III complex.